This is a messenger RNA of Coccinella septempunctata (seven-spotted ladybird), 2387 nucleotides long. Its product is annotated as proton-coupled folate transporter-like. The transcript is spliced from 8 exons. Gene Ontology annotation, biological process: transmembrane transport. Gene Ontology annotation, cellular component: membrane. NCBI's taxonomy places the organism in Eukaryota, Metazoa, Arthropoda, Insecta, Coleoptera, Coccinellidae. The coding region runs from base 357 to 1787 and encodes 476 amino acids. Gene Ontology annotation, molecular function: transmembrane transporter activity. The record is from RefSeq and is a predicted model, not a curated record.
GGCCGUCAUCCUGAAUGUGUAGAUACAAAAUUUGUUUUAUUAUUUUUGUUUGUUUAUAUUCAUAUACACAUUUAUAUGACUAAUAUAGGAUAAAAAAGAAUUAACGUUGAUCGUUAUACAACGCACAGUACACAGGAACGAAUUUUUUUGAUAUUAGCAAGAUGAUGAUUCAUUAUAUUGUUGAUUAAUUAUCAUCAUCAAUUAUCAUAGUGUCCUGUCCUUGGUCUCUUGUAAGCACACAAAGAAUAGGAACUUAUCUCUGAUUUCUUAAUACAAUUUCCAACUUUCAACUAGUCAUUUAAUGUAAUUCAAUUCAUCUCAGACGAAUAGGGUAUAUAAAUAUAGUAAUAGUAACCAUGACUUGGGUAGAAUUUGAUCAGCUUAAAACUCUUAUAGAAGUACCUGCUUUUUUGUCACUUUUCAGUGUAAUGGUACAAAUUCCUGUUUUUACAAAUCUAGUUUUAUAUCGAACCUGCUACGUUACUCUAGGAUAUAAUGAAUCUGAUUGUGCACUAUUGGGAACAGGUCAUAAAGAUAAUUUCACCAAUAAUCUCACACAACUAGUGGAACCUGAUGCUAAUAAUUUAAAUCUCUAUAUACAAUUGCCUGCUGGAUUUAUUUGUUCAUUUAUGGGACUUUAUGUAGGAACUUGGUCUGAUCGGAAUGGCAGAAAACCCUUACUACUUUCAACACUUGGGGCACAAGCUUUAGGUUUUGCAAUGACCGCUGUAUUCUGUUUACUUCCGAAUUUGUCGCCCUGGUAUCUUAUUUUGACUGUAUUACCGACACUAGCAACUGGCGGAUUUGCAGCUAUGCUGACCUUAUAUCUGAGUUAUAUUACAGAUAUUUCCGAUGAACAUAGUAGAGGUACAAGACUAGGUUCAUUUGAAAUUACUUUUGCUUUGGGUUCUUUACUUGGAACAUUGGCUAGUUCAUACAUAUUCCAAAGAAUUGGUUAUGCUGGUGUAUAUUUAGUUUCAACAGGAUUCUUGAUGACAUCAUUUUGUUUCACACUGUUUAUUUUGAAGGAAUCCCUAAGUGAAAGUCGAAAGGAGGUGUUAAACCAGGAACGGGAACAAUCUUUCACGGAACAACUGAAAUCGAUGACAGAGUGUGCUCUAAAGAAACGGCCCCACUAUGAGAGGGCACUCAUUCUACUUUGCCUUGUAAUAACAUCACUUUUUGUCUUUGCUCUGAUAUCAGACGUGGGAAUAAUAUAUCUAUUCCUACAAGUCAAGUUUGGUUGGUCCCUUGAAAAAUUCACAGUUUUCUCCAGCACAAGAGAUUUUUUGAGUAUUGUCGGCACUUUCUUUGGAAUAUAUGGGCUCCAUAAAAAAUUGGACGUCAAUGAAACAGUUCUAAUUCUUGUGGGCCUGAUUUCCUGUUUUAGUUCUUCCCUAGUCCAAGGACUGGCAAAUGCUGAUAUUCACAUUUAUUUUGCUGGAGCAUUGAGGUUCUUGUCUGGAUGUGUGAAUCCAAUGGUGAGAUCUCUGAUUUCUAAAAUAGCAAGGCCUGAUGAGAUCGGAAAAAUCUUCUCAGUUGCAGUUAUGUGUCAGAGUAUAUUGCAACUUGUAGGUUCACCUCUUUAUACAAAAAUUUACAACGAUAGCUUGAGCACAUGGCCAUCAUUUUAUAAUUUCGUGACAGCUGGAGUAUACUUCUUCGCUCUGAUUUUGACUAUAAUUUUGAUAAUUGUGCGACUGAAGUCCACAAGAGAACCAAGGUUCCAAGUUCUUGAAGAAGAUGCAACUUCAGAGAUAUUCAAUGAUGAGAAUGACAAUGCUUGAUUUUUUUAUUGAAUUUAACUAGAUAAUAUCCAUCUAUGAAACUGAGUAACUGAAAUACCUGUAUAAAUAUCCUGAAGUUUGAAUCACCUGUGAUACUAAGACUGAACCAAAUUCAGUUAUUUUUGAAAAAAAUGUACUUCUUGUCGAAAUUCACAUUUUCAUAGUGUUUCAAGAAUAAUGGUUAUCAAGAAUUUCAAGGUUCAUAAUUUGCGAAAGGGCAUAAAAUCAGUGAUAAAAAUAUUUUUUAACGAAUUUACUAGACAAAUUUUUCUUUUGUGUAUAUAAUGUUACCAAACUUGAAUAAUAUUUUAUGGAAAAUCUUAUAAAAUAUGUUGGAAUUGAGAACGCUAUUUCUUGAAAAAUUCCACCUUUUGUAUUGUGUUUACGUUGUCACACAAAUUUGCAUUUUUUCAAAUAUUUUAUAAUCUUAAGAAUCUUAACAUUGAAAAUCUUACUCAAUGCUACCUAUCAGAAAUGGAAACUUCCAUUUCAAAGAAAUAUAUCUUUAUUUUUUUAAUAACCAUUUUACAGUUCAUCAGGUAUAAUGAUUAAUAUUAUAUAAAAAUUGUACUUAUACAUAAAUAAAUUUUCCUAAUUUUU